Molecule: messenger RNA, 3359 nt
Organism: Pelmatolapia mariae (spotted tilapia)
Lineage: Eukaryota; Metazoa; Chordata; Actinopteri; Cichliformes; Cichlidae
Gene: dnm1l
Product: dynamin 1-like
Exons: 20
Coding region: 113-2308 (731 amino acids)
Biological process (GO): mitochondrial fission; mitochondrial fragmentation involved in apoptotic process
Cellular component (GO): microtubule; cytoplasm; membrane
Molecular function (GO): GTP binding; GTPase activity; microtubule binding
Source: RefSeq, a predicted model, not a curated record
AGAUGUCCGAUCCGAAGACAAGCCAGUAGCUUUUAGCUGCGGGACAUUGAAUGACUUUGUACCCGUGUGCGUUAAGAAAGUUCUCUGUUUGACAGGUUUAGAAUCGGCGCUAAUGGAGGCACUUAUACCUGUCAUAAACAAGCUGCAAGACGUAUUUAACACUGUCGGCGCAGACACAAUCCAACUGCCGCAGAUAGUUGUUGUGGGAACACAGAGCAGUGGGAAGAGUUCGGUUUUAGAGAGCCUGGUUGGCAGGGAUAUUCUGCCACGAGGGACUGGUGUUGUCACACGCCGGCCUCUCGUCCUCCAGCUAGUGCACAUCGACCAAGAAGACCGCAGAAAACCCACAGAAGAGAAUGAAUCCAAGAAAAACGGACGCCUUUACAAAGGCAUCGAUGGAGAAGAAUGGGGCAAAUUCCUACACACCAAAAACAAGAUCUACACAGAUUUUGAGGAAAUCAGACACGAAAUCGAGGCAGAAACAGAACGAAUUUCUGGCAGUAACAAAGGAAUUAGCGAUGAACCCAUUCACCUAAAAAUCUUCUCUCCACAAGUUGUGAAUCUCACAUUAGUGGAUCUUCCUGGCAUCACCAAGGUACCGGUGGGAGAUCAGCCCAAAGACAUAGAGAUCCAGAUCAGAGAGCUGAUUUUAAAGUAUAUCUCCAACCCCAAUUCAAUCAUCUUGGCUGUGACUGCUGCCAACACAGAUAUGGCGACAUCAGAGGCUCUCAAAGUGGCCCGUGAGGUUGACCCUGAUGGUAGGAGGACGCUAGCAGUGAUAACCAAGCUUGACCUGAUGGAUGCUGGUACGGAUGCCAUGGAUGUCCUGAUGGGCAGAGUCAUCCCUGUUAAACUGGGCAUUAUUGGAGUAGUAAACAGGAGCCAGUUGGAUAUCAAUCAGAAGAAGCUGGUGGCAGAUUCUAUUCGAGAUGAACAUGCAUUCUUACAAAAGAAGUACCCCUCCCUCGCAAACAGAAAUGGAACCAAAUAUCUGGCUAGAACAUUGAACAGGUUACUGAUGCACCACAUCAGAGACUGUCUCCCUGAGCUGAAGACGAGGAUCAAUGUGCUGGCAGCGCAGUAUCAGUCUUUACUCAACAGUUACGGUGAACCUGUCGAGGAUAAGAGUGCCACGUUGCUGCAGAUUAUCACCAAGUUUGCUGCAGAGUACUGCAACACAAUAGAGGGCACGGCCAAGUACAUUGAGACAGCUGAACUGUGUGGUGGAGCACGGAUUUGUUAUAUAUUCCACGAGACGUUCGGUCGCACGUUGGAGUCAGUCCAUCCUCUGGGCGGUCUGACAACCAUUGACGUGCUCACUGCAAUCAGAAAUGCAACGGGCCCGAGGCCGGCUCUGUUUGUGCCCGAGGUUUCGUUUGAGUUGCUUGUGAAGCGGCAGAUCAAGCGUCUGGAAGAGCCCAGCCUGCGCUGUGUGGAGCUCGUUCAUGAGGAGAUGCAGAGGAUCAUCCAGCAUUGCAGUAACUACAGCACGCAGGAGUUACUGAGGUUUCCAAAGCUUCAUGAUGCUAUAGUAGAGGUGGUCACAUCCCUUCUCAGAAAAAGACUCCCAGUCACAAAUGAAAUGGUACAUAACUUGGUUGCCAUUGAACUGGCGUAUAUCAACACCAAACACCCCGACUUUGCUGAUGCCAGUGGCCUUAUGAACAACAACAUUGAAGAGCAGAGACGGAAUAGACUGAGAGAUCUGCCCUCUGCCGUUCCCAGAGAUAAGUCCCUUAGAGAUCCUGGGGGGCAGUCUCUCUCCCCCACCGAAACUUCUGCCCAUGAGGGCGAGGUCACUAAGGGAGCAGCCAGUGUUUCUCAGAGCUCUUCUGUCAGUGACCAGACAGACAGUGGCACGGGCAACUGGAGGAGCAUGGUGAGAAAGGGCGAGGAGGUUCCAGCUGGUGACAGGGCCAUGCCCCAGCCUCUUAUCACUGCAAGUCCCCAGAAGGGCCAUGCUGUCAACCUAUUAGAUGUGCCUGUUCCAGUAUCAAGAAAGUUGUCUGCUCGGGAGCAGAGAGACUGUGAGGUCAUCGAGAGACUCAUCAAGUCAUAUUUCCUGAUUGUUCGGAAAAACAUCCAAGACAGUGUACCAAAGGCAGUGAUGCACUUCCUGGUGAACCAUGUGAAGGACUGCCUGCAGAGUGAGCUGGUGGGUCAGUUAUACAAGACGACGCUGCUGAGCGACCUGCUGACAGAGUCCGAGGACAUGGCUCAAAGACGCAACGAGGCUGCUGACAUGCUCAAGGCGUUGCAGAAAGCCAGCCAGGUGAUAGCAGAGAUCAGAGAAACCCACCUGUGGUGAGGAUGAGCAAUCUUUCAGCAAGCUCUCUUCAUCCUUGUGGGGACCCUCACCGUCUUCAUGUGGACCAUCCACCUCCCUGUCGAGACAUGCAGCAGCUCAGGCUGUAGAGACAACUCAGAAAUGCACUGGUGUGGAUAUGUGUAUAUGGAAACAUAGUUUUAAUGUACAGCAAGGAAGUAAUAAUCAGGGGAAGUACAUUUUAGUCACUCGCCAUGGGCAUCACGUAUACUUCUGUCCUAGAUUAUUAUAUUUUUCUUAAUGUAAGUAAAACAGUACAUAAAUAAUAUUAUACAUCACCACUAUGUGGAGCCUUGCUGAGGAAUAUGUGCUCUAACUGUAGAUUUUGAUUAAAGCUACAAAUGAAAACUCAUGUGACACCAUGUAUAUGCCCUCUUUAUUGGAUUUUGAAGUAAUUUGUGCACUGCAAAAGAAAUGCACUUUUUUUUUAAUUGUUAACAUACCCCAUACCAAUACAUCAUACAUUCAUUAUUUCUUUAUUUUUAAAGCGACACAAGAACAAUGCAAAAUUAGACACAUUUGCUGUUCAGUGUGAAUUUUUGUGUAAGAGUUAUUAUAGUGGACAGAUUUACACAGAAACACUUGUUUUGUACUUUUAUGACCAUAGUAACUGACACAUAACCCUACAAAAUAGAAGAAUGAACACAUGGACAAUAGACACCAGGGUCCAUCGCUGGUGUCACCGUCUGCCUCGACUCUAUCUUGUAGCAGCUUUAUCUCACCCGGCCCAUCUUGCCUUUUCCACGACCUUUGGCACUGAAAAUUUUCGAGAUACCAAUGAGUUUAAUAAACACGGAUAUCAUAUAGUUUCAUUAUUUAGCAAUUCGACAUACCAUUACCCAGGGUACAGAUGUUAAAGACAGAAAUAUAAAGACUGGGGGAAUCAUGAGAUGAUGUGGAAAUAAUUAAGUUGGUAAUGUUUUAAGUGCAGAAAUUGAACCGCAAACAUUUAAGGCUUCUUUUGACUUUAUGGGGGUAUGCUGUCAAGCUGCAUGCUGUUUGUUUAACAGAAAAUAAAUUCAAACUAUAAGAA